UGUCUGUCUCCUCCUACAUAUAGAUGAGGAGGGAGAGGUCCGGCUCGUGCGUAUAAAUACCGGCUUCAAGACAGCAAGAGAAACUGAAUCUUUACAGGAGACCUCAUCUGUGCAGACCAGAGGAAACCCCCCUGAACCGGAUUUCAAAAUCACAUACACAAUGGCAGAUGCAAGCUUUCAACAGGAGUUCAUGAAGACCCACAAUGCCUACAGGGCAAAGCACAACACGGCGCCACUGACCCUUAAUGCCGAGCUGAACGCUGCGGCUCAGACAUGGGCCGAUAACCUGCUGGCAACGGGCUGCCUGCAGCACAGUGACACUAAGGACGGAGAGAACGUCUACUGCAAGUCGAGUUCAGCUACCCUUAACCUGACAGGGAAAGAAGCAGUGGAUUCAUGGUACAGUGAGAUCAAGGAUUACAACUGGAGCAACCCUGGAUUCCAAAGCGGCACCGGUCAUUUUACUCAGGUGGUGUGGAAAGACAGCACUGAAGUGGGCGUGGGCAUGGCCACUGAUGGCCGCAGGGUCUUUGUGGUUGGGCAGUACCGGCCAGCUGGCAACAUGAACAUGUCCGGCUACUUUGAGAAAAAUGUACUCCCACUAGCUGGCAGCGAGGUGGGUGGAGCACAGAACACUGCCGGUGAAGGAGAUGGAGUGCACCCAAGAAUAACCUGCACCCUGCUGUAGAUGACCUUGACCCUUCCUGCAACCCCAGCCCCACGACACCGAACACCAUGUCUUGAGUCAGAAUGCUUUAAAAUGUUAUUGAGGUUUAAUAUAAAGGUGUAAUCAAUCAAUCAAUCAAAUCAAUGUGGAAUUAUAUGUUACAGAAUGUGUCUCAGGAUGGCAUAAUGAAAUUCAGAUAUAGUUAUUUUAUGAUACUUAUAAACCAAAUAAAAACUGAUUUAUUCAUGAAAAGAAAUUACUGCUUACCUUACUUACUAACCCUGCCUUGAAAUAUUGAUGAAAUUGCACAAGAUUACAGCAGGAGGUAGCUGCACAGUGGAAAUAAAUAUAAUUGCACA
Morone saxatilis (striped sea-bass) is the source of this 1026-nucleotide messenger RNA. Its product is annotated as Golgi-associated plant pathogenesis-related protein 1-like. Gene Ontology annotation, cellular component: extracellular region. The record is from RefSeq and is a predicted model, not a curated record. The coding region runs from base 161 to 688 and encodes 175 amino acids. NCBI's taxonomy places the organism in Eukaryota, Metazoa, Chordata, Actinopteri, Moronidae. The transcript is spliced from 6 exons.